GCAAUCGUGGACAAGCAGUGUGCAUACAAAGAGAAGGCUCCAUGUACCAAAAAAAAAAGUCAUUUCUGUUUAUGUAGUGCAAACAUGGCUCUCGAACCCAUCGCCCUCCUGCUCACGGUGCUCAUCGCCGCGCCGCUCACGGUCCUCCUCCUCUUCCUCGUCGCCGGCAACAAGAAGGCCGCUCGCGCUGCUUCUCCCACGCCGCCUCGCCGCCGUGAUCGCUUAAGGCUCCCGCUGCCGCCGUCGCCGCGGGGCCUCCCGCUGGUGGGCCACCUGCACCUGCUGGGCGCGUUGCCGCACCGCGCGCUGAUGUCCCUGGCGCGCGCGCACGGCCCGGUGCUGCUGCUCCGCCUGGGCCGCGUGCCCACGGUGAUCGUGUCCUCCGCAGCCGCCGCCGAGGAGGUGAUGCGGGCGCGGGACCUGACGUUCGCUAACCGGCCCGCGAGCGCCAUGGCCGAGCGCCUCCUCUACGGCCGCGACGUCGCGUUCGCGCCCUACGGCGAGUACUGGCGCCAGGUGCGCCGCGUCUGCGUCGUCCACCUCCUCAGCGCGCGUCACGUCGGGUCCUUCCGCCGCGUCCGAGAGCAGGAGGCCGCCGCGCUGGCCGCACGCGUCGCCCGGGACAGCGCCGGUGGCGCGGCCGUCGGCCUCAGCGAUCUCCUCACCGAGUACGCCAACGCCGUUGUGUCGCGCGCCGCGUUCGGCGACGAGAGCGCGCGCGGACUGUUGGACGAAUUCGACUCCGGCCGCCGGCAGAGGAAGGUGCUCAGCGACUUACAGAAGCUCAUAGGGACGACGCCCCUCGGGGAGUUGCUGCCGUGGCUAGGCUGGGUGGACGCCGUCACCGGGCUGGAGGGGAAGAUCAGGCGGACGUUCGAGGCGCUUGACGGGUUGCUCGAGAAGGUGAUCGAUGACCACCGCCGGAGACCUCGCAACGGGGAGGACGGCAGCCACCGAGACUUCGUGGACGUGUUGCUGGACGUCCACGAGAAGGAUCAAGAGCAUGGCAUCCAACUAGAGAGCAACGAAAUCAAGGCCAUCAUCUUGGACAUGUUCGCGGCAGGCACGGACACGACAACCACGGUGAUGGAAUGGGCCAUGGCGGAGCUCGUCACCCACCCGCGCGCCAUGCGGAGAGCCCAGGACGAGGUCCGCGCGGCGGCGGCCGGUUCAACUGGCGUCAACGAGGACCACGUCGCGCAGCUGGACUACCUCAAGGCCGUGCUGAAGGAGACGCUCCGGCUGCACGCGCCGGUGCCACUGCUGGUGCCCCGGGAGCCGGCGGCGGACACCGAGAUCCUGGGGUACCACGUCCCGGCGCGCACGCGCGUGCUGGUCAACGCCUGGGCAAUUGGCCGGGACCCCGCGACGUGGGAGCGCGCCGAGGAAUUCGUACCGGAGAGGUUCUUGGGCGGCGGCGCCGCAGCCAACGUCGGCUUCAAGGGGCAGCACUUCGAGCUCCUGCCGUUCGGCGCCGGCAGGAGGAUGUGCCCCGGGAUCGCGUUCGCGGAGGGAAGCGCCGAGAUGGCGCUGGCGAGCUUGCUGUAUCAUUUUGACUGGGAGGCGAGCCGGGGCCAGAACCGGGAAGGGACGCCGUCGCUGGACAUGACCGAGAUGAGCGGGAUAACCGUGCAUAUCAAGUCCGGUCUGCCGCUUGUAUCCAAGCCGUGGAGUGGAUCCCCCUUGAACUAGUAGCAGAAAAACAUUGAUAGGGCGCAUUAAAGAUGGCAAUGGAUACCUAAAAUCCAAAUACCCGACGGACCCGAUAUAAAGGUGGGUAUGGGAUGAUUUCUCUACCCGCGGGUAUACUAAUGAAUAAAAACCUCUACCUAUUGGAUAGACGGAUACGCGUACGAGUUGGUACUAUCCAUAUCUGUCUACCCAUAAGUAAAAUAUACCCACAUCAAUAUCAUUAUAACCAUUUAAUAGAGCCAAUCUUAGCUAAAAUAAACCCUUCUCUAGCUAUCAUUUGUCUAGAUACCAAGUUAUGUGAUAAUAUGAUUUGUUAUAUGUGAAGUUGAAAUUUUUUUAUGUUUAUUUAAUAUUUUGA
Molecule: messenger RNA, 2050 nt
Organism: Zea mays
Lineage: Eukaryota; Viridiplantae; Streptophyta; Magnoliopsida; Poales; Poaceae
Product: cytochrome P450 71A1
Exons: 2
Coding region: 85-1692 (535 amino acids)
Molecular function (GO): monooxygenase activity; heme binding; oxidoreductase activity, acting on paired donors, with incorporation or reduction of molecular oxygen
Source: RefSeq, a predicted model, not a curated record